Molecule: messenger RNA, 1991 nt
Organism: Psylliodes chrysocephalus
Lineage: Eukaryota; Metazoa; Arthropoda; Insecta; Coleoptera; Chrysomelidae
Source: the annotation of a GenBank genome assembly
CACCACUCCAAUUAACGAUGUUUACUUUUCGAAAGAUGUUAGUGCCAUUAGCGGUGUUUUGUGUCGUUUUCGCGACCGUAUAUGGUGACGGCAACGAAGGCAGGAUGAACGAGAAUCCUGCCGGUGCCGGCGAUAAGGACGAUAACGCCACGGUGGAAUAUUACGAAAAAUUAAUAAAUAGUGAAUUGGAAAAAGCGUUGAAAUAUGAGUUACCUACCAAUGCCAAGAUGCAUGAGCCGAAUGAUAACGUUAUCAGAGAUUUCGGCACGUUCGAUUUCAUCAUCAUAGGAGCCGGUUCUACGGGCUCGGUAAUAGCGAGCAGACUGUCAGAAAUUUCCAAAUGGAAAGUCCUGCUCCUGGAAGCCGGCAAGUAUCCCAACAAUUUCACUAUGAUUCCAGGAUUCUUCGCCAUUCAAGCGAUGACUGAAUAUAAUUGGGGAUUUGUCAGUACGCCACAGAAAACGGCGUGCUUAGGAGCCGUUGGCAAGAGAUGCGUCGUGCACAGAGGCAAAGGAAUAGGAGGGACAUCUUUACUUAAUCAACUCAUUUACAGUCGCGGCAAUUCAAUCGAUUACGACAGAUGGGCAGAUUUACUAGACGAUCCCAGCUGGCGUUACGAGAACGUAUUGUUAUAUUUCAAAAAAUCAGAAGACUUCCACAAGACGAAUCCAGAUGCUCCUCUGGAUUGGGACUAUCACGGAAAAGGCGGAGAUUGGUACACAAACUUCCACAUGCCACCAUCGAAUUUUACAAAAAUAUUCCUGCAAGCCAAUCGCGAACUGAGACGAAACGUUACCGAUUACAACGGGAAAGAACAACUGGGGGCUACUAUCCUACAACUCAACAUAAAACACGGCAGCAGGUACGAUCAAGCCAGUGCUUUCAUUAAACCAGUCACCUCGCGUCCAAAUUUGGUUAUUUCAGAAGGCAGCUACGUUAUUAAAAUCGAAAUAGACAACAAAACAAAAGAAACCACAGGUGUUCUUUUCACGAAAAACAAAAAACUUUACAGAGCGAAGAUUAACGAAGAAGUAAUUCUUUCCGCGGGAGCAAUUUCAUCGCCCCAAAUCUUGAUGCUGUCCGGAAUCGGUCCUCAACAACACUUAGAAUCGAAAAAUAUAUCUCUAAUCCAAAAUCUAGACGUAGGAUCGACCCUCAAAGACCACGUUUUCUGCGCAAUACAGUUCUCUUCCAAUACAUCGAUCCCAGAGCAGACUUUCAAACAAUUAAUAAAGGAAUACCUGAAAGGUUACGGCGAUCUAGCAGCAGGAAACCCUCUAGAUGCUGCAGGAUGGUACGAAACCAAGGUACAAGAUAUCCAAGAUUAUCCUGAUUUAGAAAUAAUACCAACAUCUUACGGCCCAUCUGAUUUCGGAAAGAAAUUUUUAAAAUGGAAACCAGAUACUUACAAAGAACUAUUCAGUAACAAAUUAAACAAUACUUUCGCAUUGACGAUGGUAUUGCUUCAAACAAAAUCAUCUGGUACUGUUAGAUUACAUAAUAAUAAUCCCUAUUCUUAUCCAGACAUCGACUGUAACUCUCUAAGCGAUGAAAAAGGUAAAGAUAUCGAUACCAUGUACGAAGGCAUCGAUUUGAUUAGAAAACUCACUCAAACUCAAGCGUUUAAAAAGAUCGGUACCAAGUUAGAAGUCAAACCAUUACAAGCGUGUUCGUCUAAAGAUUUUCAGUCUAAAAGUUUUUGGUAUUGCUAUCUAAGACAAAUUUCAAUACCAGCGUUUCACCCAGUCAGUACGUGUCCCUCUGGAAAGGAUCCCAAAAUGGGCGCGGUGGUAGAUUGGAAUAUGAGGGUGUUUGGAGUGAAAAAUUUGCGGGUGGUCGAUGCUAGCGUCAUACCUUUUACUUUUUCUGGACAUCCAAACGCGAUUUGUACCAUGAUAGCGGAAAAAAUUGCCGACGUUAUCAAAUUUGAACAAAGAGUGUUCGAAUAAGGACGAUUUCAAAGAUACCAAACAGUAUUAAUUCGAUCAUGA